CCCCCCUACAGAAUCGCGGCUUGGUUGCAUAGAGAAGCUACAUCAUGGUUCCGACGGUCAUAUACGAGUAGUUGACCUCCGUACUCGAACCGGUACGCUAACCAGGCCGCUCGUUAAACUAUGCUUCCUACCAAUCGCAGACAACAGCGAAAACGCAAGUAAUAAAACAUCCGUACAAUAAUAUUAUAUACACGCAGAAAACAAAAUAUCCGUCUAAUAACCUAAAACCGAAAAAAAACCGCAAAUAUAAUAAAUCACCACAAUAUAUACUAAUACAAUAAUGGGUGGACUAAAACGUCCCCCACCAACCAAAUAAAGUUGGUUACAUUUCAAAGGAUCCAUUAUCUAUAUCACUGAGUCAUAACUAAACUCGCUCUUUUUUCCAUACAGGUAGUUAUGGACGCUGAAAUGCCAGUUACACCCACGCCAACCAUGCGUUCGGCUGUCACUGUGCCGCGCCCUGCGACUACCCCCGUAGCAGCGCCACGAACAACACCAGCAACAACUGCACAGACAGCUCCACGACGUGCCACGCGCCCAAUGCCUACUUUAGUUUCAGAGCCGCCUCGCCUCCGCUGCCCGCUCUGUUGCCGUUCGCACCGGCUGCAGCACUGCCCCAUUUUUAAGGGUAUGACACCCAAUCAACGUCAGCAGGUGGCCCAAGCACAUGGGCAUUGUUUGAAUUGUUUGGCCCAGACGCACGACACGCAGCAAUGCGUGUCCGAUAUCGUGUGCCAACACUGCGACAGGCCGCAUCAUACCUUGCUGCAUCGAAACCCAAGACGCCCUGGCGCACGGCCCUCAGUACCCCGCAGCCAUGAUGCAGGCCGUCGUCCACAGCCAAGCCAUGCAGCACGACCCCGUCAACGACAAGCACUCGAUGCACCCCGUACUUGGCGUCAGCUCAAUAGCACCUCAACACGACACCAACCCUUAAGGCCGCAUCCUCGUCGCAGGACAGGCCUCAGCAACGUCGUAGCAACGUUGCAACAACUCCAGCGACUGCUUGGCUGAACAUUCGCCUAGGGGGGCCGGGAUGGCUAAAUGAGUUCAGCUUCCCGCCCUAAUGCAGUCAACAACACCGCACAACACACUACUCAUACGACAACACAAAACACCACUCAUGCGACAACACAACACACCACUCACACGACAGCGUAACACACCACUUACAGGACAACACUGGCACACCACAUCUGGAAACAUUAGCACACCCACACCCCACACACCAAGGCAACCUUGCUGGAAGCAGCAGCAUACACCCACACACAGCAGAAUAACUCUACACACCAGCAUGAACAAAACCAGGGAGGGCGAUCGAGCCGACUCUCUUUUCGAUCGAAAUCGUCAACAGGGAAGUCGCAAUUGAAGUUUCGCCUUUUUUCCACGGUCGCACAUCCCGAUUAUAACCUUUUAUUCCUCAAGUGACGUUAUAAGUUCUUUUUUUGUUUGUUGAUAAGAUAUCAACAUAUUUAUAAAUAAAUUUCAGUUUCUACAAAUACGUGAGUGUUUAGUGGAACGAAAAAGUGGAAAA
Messenger RNA from Bactrocera oleae (olive fruit fly), 1534 nucleotides. RefSeq lists its product as uncharacterized. The record is from RefSeq and is a predicted model, not a curated record. Lineage: Eukaryota; Metazoa; Arthropoda; Insecta; Diptera; Tephritidae.